UCUCUCUCUCUCUCUGCUUUAUAUUGGCGGCCCAGUCAGUAUUCUGCUCUUCUACCCGUGCCCCUGCUUCUCCAACUCACGUCUGCCUAAAUUUUUCAGCUUUCUAUCUCAUUGUUCUCUCUGACACACACAACCAUGCAAUCAAAGAAGUUCAGAGGUGUCAGGCAGCGCCACUGGGGCUCCUGGGUCGCUGAGAUUCGCCAUCCUCUCCUGAAGAGGAGGGUGUGGCUGGGGACUUUCGAGACCGCCGAGGAGGCGGCGAGGGCCUACGACGAGGCAGCGGUGCUGAUGAGCGGCCGGAAUGCCAAGACCAAUUUCCCCAUCAGUGCCGUCUCCAAUCACUCGGCUAACAUCAAUGGCGGCUCCAGCUCGUCCACGUCCAACCUCAGCGCCAAGCUCAGCCGCUGCUGCAAGUCGCCAUCGCCGUCUCUGACCUGUCUGAGGCUCGACCCGGAGAGCUCCCACAUCGGAGUGUGGCAGAAGCGAGCCGGCCCCCGCUCGGAUUCCAGCUGGGUCAUGACCGUCGAGCUGGAAAGCAGGAAGAGCGGGAAAGCGCCGGAGGGGGAAGGGCCGUCGGAGGUCCAGCCUGAAGAGGAGGGGCCGCCGCCUGCUAUCGCAGAGGGCUUGCCGGAGGAAGAGAAAAUGGCGCUGCAGAUGAUUGAGGAGCUCCUGAACAGAAAUUGAUCAACAUCACUCAUCGGCUGCUGCUACUGCUUAAUUAUCUUCAUUUUCUUUUGGUUAUGGUGUUCUCGUUCGGAUUCGGAGUGAAAGACUGUUUAUUUAUGAAUUAAACUUAAUUUGUGUGGUCGUUUUCUCCUCCUUUUAUUUCUAUGAAAAUGUAAAUAAAAUAUUAAAUAAUGUGAUAUUGAUAUUUUUAUCAUUAUCAACUCUU
Molecule: messenger RNA, 892 nt
Organism: Diospyros lotus (date-plum)
Lineage: Eukaryota; Viridiplantae; Streptophyta; Magnoliopsida; Ericales; Ebenaceae
Product: ethylene-responsive transcription factor WIN1-like
Exons: 2
Coding region: 136-684 (182 amino acids)
Biological process (GO): regulation of DNA-templated transcription
Molecular function (GO): DNA-binding transcription factor activity; DNA binding
Source: RefSeq, a predicted model, not a curated record